Messenger RNA from Vidua macroura (Pin-tailed whydah), 4347 nucleotides. RefSeq names its product threonine synthase like 2 (gene THNSL2). The record is from RefSeq and is a predicted model, not a curated record. The transcript is spliced from 11 exons. NCBI's taxonomy places the organism in Eukaryota, Metazoa, Chordata, Aves, Passeriformes, Viduidae. Gene Ontology annotation, biological process: dephosphorylation; 2-oxobutyrate biosynthetic process. Bases 505 to 2055 code for a protein of 516 amino acids. Gene Ontology annotation, molecular function: pyridoxal phosphate binding.
CGGCGGCCGCUCGGCGGGAUUUGCGCCAGUCCGGAGCAUUUAGCUCAGCCCUUCCUGCGCUGCGUCAAAUCCUGUCCUUAGUUUAACCCCUUUGAACAAAAUCAGCCUGCUCUGAAAACGUAGUGAUUUAUUUUUUAAUUGAAAGCUCCAGCUUUUGCAAACAGCCCGCAAAGGUUCAUGACGUGCUUCUGCAGCGACUUCUGCGCCGUCAGGGCUUUUCCUCAGGCGGGAAGUGUCUCCCCGGGCAGGGUGCAGGGAAAGCGGGACAGGGAGGCUCCAAGCUUGGCACAAAUCCCAGGCAGCCUUUCCACCCUCCUGCAAAAUGCCGAGUGUCCUGCACUGACCCUGGCUGCUCCAGCUUCCUGUGGGAGGAGGUGGUUUGUUCUCUGGGGAGCUCUGUGUGCUCACGGGGGAGGUUCUGGAGUUGUUUUGGGAUGAGGGCCUGUUCCUGGUGCGGGGGUGCUUUGGGUUGCUGGCAGUGAUUGCGGUGCCUCCCCAGCAGCCAUGGAGUACAUCAGCACACGGGGAGGCACGAGGGCCGUGGACUUCGAGGGAGCCCUUUUCUCUGGCUAUGCACCCGAUGGGGGCCUCUUCAUGCCCCAGCACAUCCCCUCGCUGGACAGGGGCACCCUGCAGAGGUGGAGCAGCCUGUCCUACCCUGAGCUGGUGAAGGAGCUGUGCUCCCUCUUCGUCCCGGCCAGGCUGGUCCCACGGAACGUGCUCAAUGAGCUGAUCGACAGGGCCUUCAGCAGAUUCAGACACAAGAAUGUCGUGCAUCUGUCCAGGCUGAAAGAUGGGCUGAACAUUUUGGAGCUCUGGCAUGGUGUUACGUAUGCAUUUAAGGACCUGUCCUUGUCCUGCACAGGACAGUUUUUACAGUAUUUCUUGGAGAAAAAGAAGAAGCAUGUCAAUAUUCUGGUGGGGACUUCAGGGGACACGGGGAGCUCGGCCAUUGAGAGUGUGAGAGGGCAGAAGAAUGUGGACAUCUUUGUUCUGCUGCCCAAGGGGUUCUGCACCCAGAUACAGGAACUACAGAUGACCACUGUCAUUGAAGACAACGUCCAUGUCUUUGCUGCUCAUGGGAACAGCGAUGAAAUCGAUGAGCCGAUCAAGGAACUGUUUGCUGAUGUCGAUUUUGCUGGAAAAUACAACCUGAUGAGUUUGAAUUCUGUCAAUUGGUCCAGGAUUAUGGUGCAGAUUGCCCACUUCUUCUAUGCUUACUUUCAGUGCACCCCAUCCCUGGAUACCACCCAGCUGCCAAUGGUGGAAAUUGUUGUGCCAACGGGAGGAGGAGGAAAUAUCACGGCUGGCUGUAUUGCCCAGAAAAUGGGUCUCCCAAUUCGACUUAUUACUGUGGUGAACAGCAAUGACAUCGUUCAUAGGACUGUUCAACAUGGAGAUUUCUCACUGGCAGAGAGCGUGAAGGCUACGUUAGCAUCAGCCAUGGAUAUCCAGGAGCCUUACAACAUGGAGAGAAUCCUCUGGCUGCUCUCGGGCUCUGACAGCUGCCUCAUAAAAACUCUGAUGGAGCAAUUCAACAUCUCAAAAAGGCUGAAGCUGCCAGAGGAUUUGCACAGAAAGGUCUCAGAGACCCUGGGAUCGUGCUCAGCCUCUGACCAGGACAUUGUGGGAGCCAUGCGGCGCUGCUGGGAGGAGAACCAGUACCUGCUGUGCCCCCACUCUGCCGUGGCUGCUCACUACCACUACUCAUGGCCACACAGCAUCCCCCGGUGUUGCUUGGCUCCAGCCUCUGCAGCCAAAUUUCAGGAUGCCCUUCUCCGAGCUGGCCUGGUUCCCCAGAUCCCCCCUGAAAUCACUGCUCUGACAGCAAUGGAGACCAGGUCCACUCCCCUGGAGCGGGGACAGCACUGGGCACAGGUGCUCCGGGGCCGGAUUGAAGCUGUGGCACAGCAGUGGGAGGCACAGACGGGGAAGGCAACCAGCUCAAGGAAAUUAAAGGAAUGUGACUUCCAAGAUCUCAGCCCUGCAAUCAAACAAACACGAGAUUCUUUUGAGCACAAACUGGAAAAAAAAAAGAGCCUUAAAAAAAGAUAAUUACAGGCUGGAGAGCACGGACAGGAAGAGCCCUGUGGAUUUGCACCGGGGCCCGGGAGCACCGUUGUGUACGGAAUGGGAUAUCUGCCACUUGGAAAUGUUUUUCCUGCUUGGGAGAGUGGUUUGCAUGCCAGAAACAGGGAAUGCCACAGAUCCCCACUUCCCAUGGCUGGAACAACUGGAACAAGGUGUCUCCCUGCCCCCCACUCCACCUGCCCUGGGGAAAGAAUCCUCCAGCACCUGGCUCAGCAGUUACUGACCCUUGCUCAUUUAAGCUGCAGCUUUUUUCUCUUUCCCACAUCUGUUCAGAAGGGAAUGAGGACCUGAAGUGAGCAGGAUGCUGAAAAUCAAGCUCAGAGUGGGGUAAGGAGCAUCCAGGGCCCACCUUGCUUAGAGAUGAGGAGCAGCAGCCAGCCCCAGCACUCUCCUUGGCUCUUAGUGGGGUGGACCAUACUUGGGUUUUUAGUAUAUUAUGGUUUGUCCUGGUCCCUUGCUGGCUAUCCAGCAUUCAUCACCGGAGAAAACACUUUCCUGAUUUUAAAGGGAGAUAUCUCUGUGCCUCCCGUAGCCUGGAGUAACUCAAUAUUGAGUGAGAGGAUUGCAGUCACUGCUUUUCCUCUGUUUGCACCUUUCUUGCAAUUAUUUUUGUUAGAGCUCCCUGCUGGAGGGCAGGGCAGGCAGCUCUCAGGAAUAACACAACUUCCUGGAUGCUGCCUCACCACAGAAGAGCUGGGGCAGCACUGAGGACCCCUCUUGGGGCACAGACCUUCCCCAGGGUUCACCACACAACACAGGAUUUCUCCUGAGAUCUUCUCCAGCCCGUUGUGUCACCAAAACAGGAGGUUCUUGGUUCUUGCCUUUGCACUUGCAGUAACCUUUUUAUGACUGACGCUUUUUAAAAUGAAAACAAGAUUUCAUUUACAUCCAAGAGUUUGCUCCAGUGCAGCCUCCUGGUUGCAGGAUGUCUCAUGGCUGGUGUGGGUCCGGAGGAUCUCGCUGGUUGCUCCCAGACACUGACACCUGCAGUAACUGGAGGGGUGAUGUGGGGCCCGGCACACCGAGGGUGGGACUGGUUUUAGCAUUCAAUCCAUAGAAACCCAUUUAACAGCACUUCCCCUAAAGUGCUGCCUUUCUUCCACCUGAACUCCUAAAAUGGAAAUGAUCAUGGCAGGGAAAAAAUUUGGAACUACUCAAAUAUUAAAAUGCAGUGAAGGUGAACUGGCUCCUGGGUGGAGGGGAGGGGAUGGGCCCCGUCGCUGCUGCCAAGGUGAGUUUUGGGGAUCUAUUCAGACCUACAUCUGCUGGCAGUGGAUUAGAAGUCAAACCCACCUGAAAUCCAGAACUGAGCAUCCUGAGGGGCUCCUCGAGGAUGGGAUAUUCCCCUCCAUGAGCUGCCGACUUUGCCCCAAUAAUCCUUCACAUCCCAUCCCUCUUCUCCCUCUCCCCUUUUCCCUUCCCUUCCCUUCCCCUGUGAUAUGACGCAUUGGCAAAGGAAUAAAAUAAUCAGCUAUUGCUUUAUUACUUUUUCCACCCCUGCUUCCCUCACGGGCAACUGUAUUUCGGCAAAUGUUUUUAAUAUUUGCUAAUAAAAGCAGCUCCAGUAAUGACAUGCUCCCUCCCAAAGACAAAAUUACCGGGACUGGCGUUAUCUAACAAACUCGUUUUGGCACAAGCGCGUCUGCGUUCGAGCCAUUUCGGCCCAUUCACAGGAUUAUCAGCCAUCUCUGCAGCCAGCCCCAGCCCUCCUCUCUCAUUCCUAGUUAAUUGGUGUGAAAUUGGAGCAAGUUCUCAGGUGAUAAUGUGUUUGCAUUUACUGCUUCACUGAACCACCCUAGCCACUCAAUCCCAGCUUCAUUAAAGCUUCAAUCUCAGCUUUUGCUCCUGGCUGUGAGCUUCAAACCCUAUUUCCUGCGUGGCAGACAUACAGCCUAACACAUGUCAGGAAGACAGCUUGAGCAGAGCUGCUGGGAACAAGCACAGCUACUGCCCGGGCGCCGCUCCGGGAAAAUCACGUUCGCGGUGGGAAAGAUGCUUGGAGUCCCCACGAUGGCUUCACGCUGCGUUGGUUGGCUCCCUGCUCUGGAAAAAGGCAUCUUUUAUACCCUUUAAUUAUACUUGAUUAAUGAAUUAAUUUUAAUUUUUUUUUUUUUUUUUUUGCUGCAGCACUUUGAAGAUAAAAACCCCUUCGUCUGAAUUCUGAUUAGUAUUUAAAGACUCAAGUGAAAUAUUUGUAGGCAGAAAAACCUCACCGAGGAAUGCCUGUGUUCAAGCAUUCAAUAGGGCCUAUUCACA